Molecule: messenger RNA, 957 nt
Organism: Somion occarium
Lineage: Eukaryota; Fungi; Basidiomycota; Agaricomycetes; Polyporales; Cerrenaceae
Source: the annotation of a GenBank genome assembly
GAUGAAGAUGAUAACGCAAAGCUUUUACUGCGGUCGGCUUUUCGCUUCUGCUUGUACGAGUAGCCUGAAAUCGAGCUUUGGGUCGAAUGGGGCACUAUGGCCACUGCGGCUUGGUAAUGUGUCCGAGAUUCUUUGGCCCGCCAUAAAUGCCGCCUGGUCUGUAAGUUUGCUCUCUUUUAUCCCCACCAAUCACCACUCCCGUCCUGUUAUGUCUCAAUUCUCACGUACUGCUCAAUCCUUGUGGAGGACGGGUCCACAAAUGUCGUCUAAUUCUUUCGCGCCGGCAAGUGCCCCAACCUCUUCCCCUGAUACCAGUGAGUGCAAGGCAGACUCUGAUAGCGAGGACGAGUAUACCCUCUCUGCAUAUGGAGAUGUCUCUUUGACCGACGCGUACGUUAUUCCUGGAACCCCUUCUACCAAGAAGCCUCGUUUGAAGCCAAAGAUUAAGAAGCCUCCCUUGCCCGGGCGACGAAACAGCGACGACGAGGAUGAAGAGGAUGACAGUGAACCGUUCUCGCCGUCUCUUUUUUUCAACUACUUGCGCACAACAUCUACGAGAGCCGCUGAACUCACUUCUGGUGAUGAUUUCAAGUCCUUCUUUGAUACACUCAAGAAUGGUCGCGAUUUUACUCGAAAACAGAAGAUUGGCGCCUCGUCAAAAGAUAACUCCGCAAGAUACCUGGGCUCCGAGGAGCAAGUUCUGAAAUCGAGUGGCUCAAAACAUGCUGGCAAACAAUCCUCUGGGAACUCGGACAGUCUUUGUCCUUCGACCUCUCGUCUUCGCCACCGUCGAUUACCUCUGCCCCCUUGGGAUGAGCCAGCGUGAACAUUGAAUGGCCCUACGAACCGAUUCAUUUGCCAGUUCAAACGGAAAGCACCAAUUGUUUUCUAGUAUGAUGGUCUUUAUGCAAUCAUGUAUUCUUCUACGAUGUAGACCCAAUCCUAUGCAUUUCAGUC